This is a messenger RNA of Colletotrichum higginsianum IMI 349063, 882 nucleotides long. Its product is annotated as Phytanoyl-CoA dioxygenase. The transcript has a single exon. Bases 1 to 882 code for a protein of 293 amino acids. NCBI's taxonomy places the organism in Eukaryota, Fungi, Ascomycota, Sordariomycetes, Glomerellales, Glomerellaceae. The record is from RefSeq and is a predicted model, not a curated record.
AUGACUGCCCCUAGUCUGCUCGACCGCCUCAACAGAGACGGCUUCGUCGUCGUGCCUUCGAUCCUCGCCGAGGAUCAACUCACGAAGCUCCGGCACGCUACUCAACAGGCCACGGCGCUGGCCCGAGCCGGCAAAUGGCCCAAUGUACGAACUCUUCCGAAGCAGUUUCCUCCGUGGCCAACUGCCACGCCAGAAGCACCACCCCAGGGCAUCUGGGGCGUGCAGAGCAUGAUGCACCCUGAUAUGCCCAAUAGCGACAUCUUUGUCCAGACCUACUUCUCGGAUGCCGUCAUCGAGCCUACCAAACAGCUUCUGCAAUGCAGCGACAACGAUCUCGUAAUGGAACUGUUCAACCUGCUUGUCCGGCCGGACCAAGACUUCGAGCUCCGGUGGCACAGAGACGACAUUCCGGCGACGGCCACCCCGGAACAAGAGCUGGACCGGCUCAAUAAGCCGGCGUAUUCGGCACAAUGGAAUCUAGCUCUUUACGACGAUAACAGCCUCAUUGUCGUCCCGGGUUCGCACACCAGGGCCAGAACAGACGUGGAGCGCAACGCGGAUCCGUAUGAGAAGGAAAUCCCGAACAAACUGCUCGUCGAGCUGAAGGCGGGCGACAUUGUCUUCUACAACAACAAUAUCCUGCACCGCGGCGCGUAUGUCGCCAACAAGGAACGCAUGACGCUGCACGGAAGCGCGGGUCACGUCAAGGGCAGCAGCCUCCGAGCACGCAACGUGCUCCAACACGGGCUAAAGGAUUGGGUGGACAGGGUCGACCUGGGUGCGCUGGGCGAGAGGGAGAGGGCGAGGGCCAAGAACAUGCGGAGAAUGCUGGUCGAGAUGGGACAGGAAGCGGGGGAAGUGGGAUACUCUCUUGAGGGGUAA